Sinocyclocheilus rhinocerous is the source of this 1172-nucleotide messenger RNA. RefSeq names its product 39S ribosomal protein L40, mitochondrial-like. The record is from RefSeq and is a predicted model, not a curated record. The coding region runs from base 81 to 677 and encodes 198 amino acids. The transcript is spliced from 4 exons. Gene Ontology annotation, cellular component: mitochondrial ribosome; mitochondrial large ribosomal subunit. NCBI's taxonomy places the organism in Eukaryota, Metazoa, Chordata, Actinopteri, Cypriniformes, Cyprinidae.
UAAACACACUUGUAAACCUGUGUAAAACACUUUUUAAUUUCUCAGCAUUGAUGUUUGUAAAGUCGAUAAUGCUGUAAGUUAUGGCGGGGAUUGUGUGUCGUACUGCAAGCCAGAUUAUAUCGAGUCAAGCGUCAUGCAGUUCUGUGCUUGCUGUCAGACACAGUCACUGGUUCACAUCAGUGCUUUCCCUGAAAACCUCAAUACCAUUAAGAGCAGAACCCAAGAAGAAGAAGAAGGUGGACCCGCGGCGAGAGAUAAUGAUGAAAGAACGUCUGAAGAAGAAGCUCAAAAGGCUGGAGAAAGUUCCACCAGAACUGAUUCCCAUCGAAGACUUUAUUACACCAGCUAAGUGCUUUGACGAGACCAGGAUCCGUGACGCUCCUAAACUCUCUUUUGAGGAGAGCGAGCGCAGAGCCCUUCUGCUGAAGGAAUGGUCCAGAUACAAGUACAGCCAGCACCAGACGGAGAUGGACACCAUCGAGGAGGCUCUGGAGGCCCAGAGACAAGCGCUGGACGAGCUGAAGCUGGAGUCAGAAGAGCUUUAUAAAGCAGCGGUCAGCUCAGAUAUGGACUUGUUCCCUUUCCAGCGCGAGGGGCCCAGUUACACACCUCCCAUUACAAACUAUGAGGCUCCAGAGGGCAAAUACAACAACAUUACACGAGUAUACACACAGUGAGGUGAGCCUGAGAAUGGAUUAAAAGUGUUUUCUGGUCUGAUGAUGAAGAUGAAGAGCAGCUGUCAUAAACAUCAGAGAAAUGCACUGUGAGAAGAAUGAAGCCAAUUGAAUCUAUUACUGUGUUGCGAAUCGUUGUUCGUCAUCGGUUUCAUUAAAUCAUGUUGCAAAUGAAUAAUUGUCAACGCCCGUUACAGCAACUCGAGAGAGAGGUUGUGUAUCUGAAAUACAAUUUUUUAUUUUUUUUUGCAAUUCUUGGUGUGGCCUUUAAAUGAUUUGUUUCCUUAUUUAUACCUUUCUUAUGGUUUCUAGCUCCAGGCCGGUGAUUUCAAUGACUUUUAGGUGGUCGGUGUCACGGUGGGAGGAAUACAGACACAUAAUUACAAAUAAAUUCAUGAUUAUCUAUUUACUAUCACUUCUGAUUUCUGUAGCACAAUAAAUAAGGUCUCUAGUGAAACAAUAAAGGCCAAACUCUUGUAAAAUUGUAUGUUUUCAUUC